CCAAUUGAAUCAGGUAAGGAGAAAGAUCAGGUCAGAGUGACUGAUAAAUUCUGCCUUGAGUCUCCAGGCCGAUUUGCAGAGUGUUUUCCCCACCUGGAUGCUGGACCCAACUCCUAAGGAUCAGUGCAGCACAGGGACAGCCCCACAGGGUUAUUCUCUUCAUCCAGAUUGCGCAGUCGUCAGCACAGCGGUUUAGCCAACUCCAACACUCCACUGCCGCAGCCGGUAAUGUCAUUCUCGCGUCUAAUUCACGCGAGACUUGAUACGGAGGUUGCGCCAGCUGAGGUAUGUAUGAAAUUUCUAUGCAGGAUUUUCUGACUGAUCGAGCUAAGGCAGCCCGGUCUCCUUCGCCCAACGAUGAAGCCCCAGCACAUCCACUGCUGCGGCCAACAGCUGGAUGCCCAAAAUGGCAGGGUUGUCCCCGCGGCUGCGGGCGUGUUAUGGAUGGUGCAUUGCGAGAGAUGCCGGCCAUGGUAGACACUUAUAAUGCCAGCACUUUGUCUUUCUUUCUUCACCUGGGAUGCCCUCUUCUGUCUCUUCAAUCAGAUUCACACCCAAAGCGGAAGGCAUUGGUGCCAGCAUCGGCCGCAGAGGACGAGUCAACGUGGACAAAGGAGUUCAGCACUGUACCGGCGGUACUUCGUACAUACACACAUGCACACAUUCGAGUCGAGACUAUCGACACCGCAAAUCCAUCUGAUCUGAGGUGGCCCCAGCCCAGGUUGUUUCCCAGUGGCUUGGCGUUUCUUCGACCCACAUCGCUCGAAUAUCUGACGAGCGCCAUCGCUGAGCGUCUCGUACUCGGUCUCCACCACCUUACCUUACCCCCCGGCCUCCUUUUGUUCAGGUACUCUUUAUGAAGGAGCACAACCUCCAUUGACUGAUGCUUCGAUCUUCAUUCUCUCCGCUGUUCAAAUAGUCCACAGCUACCGCCCUUUCCGCACCGUGACGCUUUCAGCUUCCUCCGCUUCGGCGCAGGCUUGCGUGUUACUCGAAAGCUCGUGUUCGGCCCUUCCCUGGUCUG
Molecule: messenger RNA, 1024 nt
Organism: Canariomyces notabilis
Lineage: Eukaryota; Fungi; Ascomycota; Sordariomycetes; Sordariales; Chaetomiaceae
Exons: 2
Coding region: 288-860 (190 amino acids)
Source: RefSeq, a predicted model, not a curated record